AUGACUGUUAAUGUCGAUAGAAUGGUAUUCGAUGUUGUAGCAUUAGUAAUAGUGACUAUUAAUACUAACGGAAUAAUUUUUGGUAUUGCAACAUUACUAAUAAUGACUAUUAAUGUCGAUAGGAUGAUUACUCAAGAUUUAACCAAGUCAAAGUCCAAGUGGAUAACCGAUUUUACACUGAUGCCACAAUAUAAUAAAAUUGUUACUUCAACAGGAGAUCGUGAAAUUCAAUUUUACGAAAUGUCUACAUUUGAGCCUUACUGCCAAAUCAGUGGAUUAGACAGUGUUCCGCUAAAAAUCGAUUACUGGGGUUCAAGAUCUACCGAUGAAUGUUAUGUGCUAUAUGGUGAUGUCCAGGGCUGCAUUAAUGUAAUACAAAUUGCAUCUGCUGGAGAAACUCUAAGAACCUGGAAAAAGAGUCCCAAAAGUGACGGUAUUGCAAGUGUUAAUUUGGAAAGGUGGAAAGUGCAUAAUGAUUGGGUUGGUCAGUUAAACUAUUAUGAAUCCAUCCAAUCGGUCAUUUCAUGUUCUAAUGAUGAUACAAAUGCCUUAGUAAUAGGGAGCUUACAAAGUAGCACUAAAGUUGACUCUCAGUUACGUGAAAUAUAUUACUCGGUUAAUAGUCGCCACCGCAUACAACAAUCUAAUUACAUUAUGGGAUCGCAACCAAAACGAAGAAGUGAUAGCGAUCAGACUGUAUUUAAAAUCUAUAAAGGUGUCAAGACAUUCGAUUUUUCCAAACAAAAAAAUUUAAUUGUCACUGGAGGAAUGGAUAGAAUCAUUCGCACAUGGAAUCCUUAUGUUGCAAAUAAACCUACCGGGAUGCUUAGAGGCCACAAUGCUCCAAUAAAUUACAUAAAAAUAAGCUCUGAUGAAGGCCGUGUUUUUAGUGUUUCUACCGACAAGACAAUACGGAUCUGGGAUUUACAGGACCACACAUGCUUGCAUAUCGUUAGACCAAAGGCUCAUAAAAUUAGAGGCGAUAUACAGGUUGUUCAUUAUAACACACAAAAUCGAACCAUUGCUAUAGCCACAGAUUUGCUUGCUUCCAUGACUUUAAAGUGCAAAACUAUUGUAGUCGAUAUGGCAACGUCGCAUAAAGAAGCUAUCACGGCUAUAAAAUAUAACUCUAGCUUUAGACAGAUUGUGACUGCAUCCGAUGGUUCAGUUGUUCGCGUUUGGGAUAUAGAAACGGGUAAUUUACUUUUUGAAUUUACCCAAGCUCACGGUACAUCCGCAAUUACAGCAAUCACAUUUGAUUCAUCUGGUAGAAGAUUAAUUACUGCAGGAAGAGACGGCUGUUUAAGAAUAUGGAAUUAUAACAAUGGACACUGCUUACGAAUUUUAAGGAAGGAUGGACGCAAUCAAGAAAUAUCUGACAUUACUUACUAUACACAAAAUAAAAACAAGCAUAUUGUAUCGGUUGGUUGGGAUAAAAGAAUAAAUAUAUACAAUGACAAUCCGGAUGAUUUUCGAUAUGUCCAGCCACCUAUGCCUUACUGGACAGAAGAUACUAUCAAUGGCCAUCAAGAUGAUAUUCUUGGUAUUGCUGUAUGCUCACCGAAUUUAUUAGCUACAUCGAGUUAUAAAGGCAGGAUAAUUGUAUGGAAUUUGGUUUCUGGGCAUAUAUUUUGUCGCUUGCAAGUACCAUGUAAAGACUCUCAAUAUAAAGCUGGUGAACAGAAUGCCAUUACUAAGGUUACAUUCCUUGGCACACGCUUGAAUGAUAAAUUUUCUGCUAUAUUAGUCUCCAAUGGACCUAACGGCUAUAUCCAUUUUUGGAAUGUCUAUAAUGGUGGUGCUAUUUAUGCGUCUUUCAAGGCGACGGAUUUUGAUGAAAUUGUGGCCAUUGCCACCAAUCAUGAUAACAGUAGAUUAUUUACCGCUGACGCUAAAGGUUUUAUUGGCACUUGGGAUAUCAAGACUUAUGCGUCCGGUGGCAAAGAGUAUAUGCCACCAGAUGUGCUAUAUUCUUGGAGAGCUCAUACUCAAACUAUAACAUCGAUGGAUUUGAUUGAAUAUCAGGAGGCUAUUGCAACAGCAUCAACUGAUUGUACUUUGAGACUUUGGACCUACGAAGGGAAAUAUAUUGGCACUUUUGGUCAACAAGAGAGCUGGGAUAUCUACGAUCCAACAUCCUAUCAGAGCCCUAUGGUACCUUAUGAUGUCUUAGUCGAUCCUCAAAGUCUUCCUAAUCACCCCAUUUUGAAAGAGAAAACGGACAUAAUGCAAGUUGCGAAUAAAAAUUCGACUGUAGAACCUGAAAAAAAAAAAGGGCCCAACGUCCAGGUUGAGCAAUCCCCGACGCAAUGGUAUAAGAAUAUGAAGCAUAAUUCAAAGUUCGAUGAUUUGGAUAUUACUUCUGAAGUUUUAAGAGAAAGGCUAACUGGAUCUGGCAAGAGAUUACGUCACGAGAUUCUAACACCAUUACUAAGAUCCAGAAGUGGCGUUACAAGGGAGUACCAAUCUCUACCAUGUUACGAUUUGCAGGACACACCCUCUAUACCGGAGCCUCAAAAAUUGACAUCGCAUAACGAUCCAUUCGAUAGUAUUUUUAACUAACUGUAUUACCCGAUAACACAUCAGGAUUGUAAAUUGCCACGCAAUACAUUUGUUAACUAGGACAAUAGUCUUCUGAACUUAUAUUC
Molecule: messenger RNA, 2648 nt
Organism: Trichoplax adhaerens
Lineage: Eukaryota; Metazoa; Placozoa; Uniplacotomia; Trichoplacea; Trichoplacidae
Exons: 31
Coding region: 1-2562 (853 amino acids)
Molecular function (GO): protein binding
Source: RefSeq, a predicted model, not a curated record